Molecule: messenger RNA, 3391 nt
Organism: Poecilia reticulata (guppy)
Lineage: Eukaryota; Metazoa; Chordata; Actinopteri; Cyprinodontiformes; Poeciliidae
Gene: tpk2
Product: thiamin pyrophosphokinase 2
Molecular function (GO): 8-oxo-dGDP phosphatase activity
Source: RefSeq, a predicted model, not a curated record
ACUAGAUGGCGGUAAUACAAUCCAUUUGAUACGUUGCUUGCCAUUCGCCAUAAGAAAAAGAAGAAGAAGAAAAAGCUAUGCUUCUCCAACACAUCUGCACAUGCGCACUGCACAGCUGAUUGUUGACGUAACACAUGUUGACAUAUGGUUUAAUAUGGCUUCCAGCGCCUGGUCCGAAAGAAUACUGCAGCUCCUCCGGCGAAUGAACAACUUUUAUUCAGCAGGUUCCAGUAGGUCCAGCUGCUUCAGGUUUGAGAUAGACGGAGCCCAGGUUGGCUGGAUUCCUCCCCAUGUAGCCUCACUGCUCAUGCCACACACGGACGUGUUCCUUCCGCCACAAAAGGGCGCUGUUUCCCUCUGUCCCAGCCUCGACUGCUACGAGAAGAGGUCAGAGGCGGUGAAUGAUGUUGUAGAGGCCCUCAGGCAGGAGAGCUCUCUGACCUGCCUCAGAGGAUGGAGGGAUGAGAGGUACAGUGUGAAACCGAGAUUCUGUGACGUGCCUCUGAUGUGGAUGGAAAGAGCAGCCACAAGUCUUUUUGGUGUGAAACGGUACGGAGUUCAUAUUAAUGGAUACACCGUGAAUGGCAGUGGGGAGAUUAGCAUGUGGCUAGCCCGACGGUCCAACACCAAGCAGACCUAUCCUGGACUGCUGGACAACAUGGCGGCUGGUGGUCUGGCUGCGGAUGUUGGAAUCAAACACACUCUGAUUAAAGAGUGUGCGGAGGAAGCUUGUAUCCCAGCAGACAUCGCUGCGAAGGCGUGUCCAGUAUCGACUGUAAGCUACACCUAUGAGGAUGAGGAGGGGGUGUUCCCAGAGAGCCAGUUUGUCUUCGAUUUAGAACUUCCUCUGCACUUUGUGCCCUCCGUAGGCGAUGGAGAAGUUCAAGAUUUCUACCUGCUGCCCAUAGAGAAGGUGAAGGAACUGCUGGCCACUGAUGACUUCAAGCCCAACUCUGCCAUGGUCAUCCUGGACUUUCUCAUUCGACAUUCGCUCAUCGAGCCGGACACAGAAUCGUACUAUCAGGAGUUUGUAACGGGACUCCAUCAAACAUUGUAGACCAACGAUGCAGUUUUCACGUCAUCCGUAAAUGCAGAGGCCAUCUUGGAUUUCGGUAACCCGGAGCCGAGCAUUUAGGGGAGUUGAUCACUUGACAACAGCAGACUGGGCGUCAGAACUGGGACAGAUCCGGUCUACCUCAACUCUCAGAAGUCUUUCGUACAAAGAGAAGAUACCAGAUGGGUUCUAGUUAGAAUUUUACUGGACAAUCUCAGUACUCAGAGAUGCUUAUAUAAUGGGUGAAGGUUGUGUUCAAGUUGAGAUUUUGAUCAUUAUUUAAGAGAUUCUUCCAAAUCUGUACAACGAGGAAUUGAAGGUGGAACGUUUAGGUGCAGAACCCAACCUGAGGAAGAUCUCCAAUGGACCAGACUUCACCCAGCUCUCCUUUCUCCUCCUCAGCCUUCUCGUCAUCUCUUAAAGCGCUCCUCAUCUCUGAAAUGACUCAUCCUUUUAACACAGCCUUCUUAAGUUACUGUAAAUCAUCAAUGUUGACAUUAUUUGAAUGAAAUGAGCUGGGUUUUUUGGUUUUGGUUUCAGCUGUUUAAAAGCCAGAUGUUUGUUUUUAAGACUAUAGAUGUGUGAUAACUAAGCAUAGUCAACAGGGUCUUCCAGUGAGUAAACCAGGUACAUCUUCACAUUUCCUGUCAAUACAGAAUUUUUUUAUAACAGAACCAUGGCAGCCUGCUGGUGAACUGCCUCAGUGCCCCAUCACCAGGCUUAGCAAGUUUUUAUGGGUGAAUCUCUGUAUUGCAAUGAUCUGCUUCCCAACAACUGUUUGAUAGCCUAUUAAAUAUGGAUGCACAAACAUGAAAAUUGGGGCUGAUAACCGAUAUUUACCAAUAUCACAGAUUUAAAGUAUUUCCUUUCGAUUUUGACACUGUAAAGGCAACCAGGCCACUUUCAUUCUCUACUUCAAAACUGGAUCAAACCUGUUGCCUCCUCUCAACAUGGAUAUUCUGUAUGGCACAGGGACAAAUGGGUGGAAAAUAUUCAUAGACAAAAUAUUUUACUUCAUAUUAGUACAUCGUUUCAGGUCUUUGUCUUUUGGCAGUUUGUCAUGUUUGGAUGUAAACGAAUAAUGCGGUCUUCACUUAAAUCGCUGGAAAACAGGAACUGGUAAUAACUGGACCACUUCAGCUGCUUUCCCACAUCUUGAUCCAUUUUUUAUGAGAGAACUCCGUUCCCGUUUUAGAAAACAUUUAAUAUCUUUGACUGUGAAGCACUUCACUUGAAAUCGUCUUGACAAAUCAAACGAGAACGAGCCGCAGCGCCUUUCUCCGUUUACUUUAUUUCCUUUAAAAUACAUUAAAAUCUGCAGAAGUUUCAAGAACGGUUUUGUGUAUAAAGGAACAACCGUCUUACAAAUCCCUCAGGAGCUGUGUGCAUUUCAGAAUGUUUCCAGAGUGUACACAACACUGACCUAAUGUUUAAUAUUUGUGCAAAGUACAAGGUAAGCCAGUAGAAUAUCACAUAAAGUAACAGAAAACCCAAGAGGAGGCGAGUUAGCUUGCAGACAGGAAACACGUUAAGCUGAAAUUAAAAAGGUCAACUUUAAAUAACGGGAGAACGACAAAGUAGAUGAGUUUCAGCAAUUCAGCAGAAUCUGUCACUGAACAGCAGAAGUCACAUCAGUGCAACAAAAUCCUGAGAAACACCGACGGGGUUUUUUUUUUUUGUUUGCUUGCCCAUUUCAAGGGUUUGUCAAAGUUGAAAGUCGUUCUGUUGCAAAUGAAAAGCCUACAAAGGUAACAACUAAGUGAUUUGAAAAACAGCCCUGCUUCUGCAGAAUGCGACGGUCGACUGUGGAGACAGAUUUUACUGAAAGCACCGAGACAACAUGGGAGGAGACCAGAGAGCGUGGAGAGCUCUGCCUCUCCGGCCCAUCUUAAAACUGCUCCCAACGCCUUAAUAUUCCAUUCAAUUUAGUUCUCAAGCAAAAUAAACAGGUUAAUGCACGAGUUAGAUGAUAUUUGCCAUUUUUAGACGUCUUUAAAUACAGAAAAAGAAGCAGAGGAGUAUUCAAAAAGCUGUCACUACACAGUUCAGAGAAUGUGCUUACUAGUUUUGAUAUAUCUUGAAUUAUUCCUCCUUUUCCAGAAAAUAUACACAUAGAAAUAUCUCAGUAAUAACUAAAAGAUAUAUAUAUAUAUAUAUAUGCGUGUGUGACUUUCAUUUGGAGAAUUUGGGGGUUUAUAAUUGACUUUGAGAAACACAGGCUUGCAUGAUAUCUAGGGACAAACUGUAAAUUCUAGCUGAAUAACUGAAUGUGAAUCUGCACUAAACACAACGGUUGAACUAACAGCUGUGUGUUUACACAGGAACAAAAAAAAAAAA